GGAAACACCUGCCGUGGCAUCGCUUGUGGGGAUUAGGGCAGGGCUGCAGUAUGUUCGGGAGUUUCCAGCCAUAUAGUGAAAUGUGUAACAUUUCAGUGGGCUCUUUAAGAGGAGAGCCUCUCCGUAUCUGCUGAUCUGUCAGCAGGCGCGGUGCCGCCCUCCCUGCUGCGCCGAAGAGGACCGACAAACACCCGGUGAACUGAGGGAUUCCAGCGGAUCAUGCAUGGGUAUUCGGUCGUGAUGGAUAAUCGAUAAUUGAAGCCAAAAUGCGCCGGACCCGCCGUCCUCAUCGCCCGGGUCAAGCAGGUGUAAAAGGUAACCAGACUGAGCUGCUGGAGAGGGACACGGAUCACAUCAUACAUGUUUCAUGUACAGCCAUGACAUUUUCUACAGCUCUGGGAUGGACGACCUCUUCUGGCACACGCCUAUAGUUUUAGUCAUCGCGUUUCCGCUCUUUGGUGGUUUAGCUGGCUCAGCUGGUUUGGCGGUCGGAGGAAGCAGCAGCAGUUUGAUCAAGUGGUGCAGACGCUGGAGCUCAGCAUGUCCUCUGUGGUGUCCGGAGUGAGCGAGCUGAGCCUGGGAGAGCUGCCCAUGGAGAGCUGGAUGUCUCAGCUGCCAUGUGCUCUGUGGGACACCCCCCUGUACCACCUGGCCAUCCCGGGCAGCCACAAUGCAAUAACCUACUGCCUGGAUAUGAAUGACAGAUCCCCGGUUGACCUUACCCAGCCAGACAUGCUUCAAAAGCUGGACAAAUACAUGAAGCCCCUUAUUCGCCCCUUUGUGUACAAGUGGGCGAUAACCCAGGAGUAUACUAUAAAGCAGCAGCUGGACUGUGGGGUCAGAUACUGUGACCUGAGAAUUGCACACAGGCCCAAUGACAGCUCCACUGAUCUGUACUUCUACCAUGGUGUAUACACCACGCUCACUGUGGAGACUGUUCUAAUGGAGAUAAGAGAGUGGCUGGAUGCUCAUCCCAAAGAGGUGGUCAUCCUCUCCUUCAGCCACUUCCUCGGGCUGAGCCAGGAGCUCCACACUCUGCUGCUCACAACCAUACGCAACGUAUUCACCUCCAAACUGUGUCCCAAAACGGAAGUCUUAACUCUUCGAAACCUGUGGGCUUUAGGGUACACGGUGAUUGUGUCCUAUGAACACAAUAUUGCCAGCUGUCACAGCGACCUGUGGCCACAUAUUCCUUACUGGUGGGCCAACAAAUGCAAAGCUGAGGCUCUUAUCGAGGACUUUGAACACAGGAAACAACAUGGCAGACCAGGAGGUUUCUUCGUCACAGGAAUUAAUCUGACAGAGGACCUGAAAUACAUCUGCACACACCCGACAGAGUCCCUGAAGGACUUGGUGAUGUCCACGUACCCCACGCUGCUGAGCUGGGUUAAGGAGCAGACUCCCGGCUCCAGAGUCGGCUCUCUCAAUAUCAUUGCUGGGGACUUUAUCACAGAGAGCCAGUUUGUACCAACGGUCGUUACACUGAAUGAGAAACUACUGAAAUGACUUUUCACCAGUUUGCAUUAUUCUACAAAAAAAAAAAGUGAAUUGCAGCAUGAAAUACACAUGAUCUUGUUUUGUUAAGUGACAGAAAAAUACUCAAGUACUUGAAUUAUUCAUUUAAAUAUAAAUGCACUUAUUGGAGGCAGUGAAAUGUAUAUUUAAGUCUUAAAGCUGCUUUAAAAACAAGACUUUUUGGUAUCUUGACCAGCACUUAUUUGUUUACGUUCAGUUCAUUAUAUAUGCAAUGUACUGUAUCAGUUUUCAUGAGUCAGCGAGGUGGUCAGUUUUAUGUUACGGUGACCAAAGCAAUAAUGAUACAACUAAUCUCACCUUUUAAAGUAGGCAUUUUAGACGAGUAAGCACAAUGUAUUCGAUGAGCACAUAUGACUCUAAUGUAGGCUUUUAUAAUUAUGACAUGUGGGCAGCAAGUUUUAGAAGUAGCUAAACUGUAUCGCAUACAGUACAUGUAUUUAUCCGUAGAGAAGACAUGAAACUUAUGCAAAAUGCAUGGAAACUUAUUUGCAUGAACCCAAACUUGACUUUUCUACUUCUAGCUGACUUUAGCAAACAGGUUAGGCCUUGUUUUAAAGUAAUGCUGCACCGCUGUGCCUGUGGAGAUAAGCUUUUUCAAUAAACCUGAGCAUUUUUAAGCAAAUCA
Siniperca chuatsi (mandarin fish) is the source of this 2161-nucleotide messenger RNA. It is a transcript of the gene plcxd1.1, whose product is annotated as phosphatidylinositol-specific phospholipase C, X domain containing 1. NCBI's taxonomy places the organism in Eukaryota, Metazoa, Chordata, Actinopteri, Centrarchiformes, Sinipercidae. Bases 541 to 1506 code for a protein of 321 amino acids. The record is from RefSeq and is a predicted model, not a curated record. Gene Ontology annotation, molecular function: phosphoric diester hydrolase activity. The transcript has 7 exons. Gene Ontology annotation, biological process: lipid metabolic process.